UAAGUGGAUUUUCCAAGAUAUGGAUCAAUGAUCAUCUCAACUCAACGCUAAUCUUCCGUUGCAUUGUUUUGUAUUAUACCCAAAGUUACAAAAUGAAAUUGAUACAAAUUGAUUGAAAUAAAUGGAUAACUUAACAGAAAUUCUUGAAACAAUAAAAAAUUCGUUUAAUCGAGAUCAAAGUUCGACAGAAUCUCAUAUUGCUAAUUUGAGAGUUGCAAUUGAUAGUUUAAAGGAUAACGAAGUAAUCGGCCUUUUGGACAAGAUUAGUGUGAUUUUACCGCAGAUCAAAUCGUGCCUUAAUAGUUCUGAUGUAAAUUUGACAGCAAGUCUCCUUGAGCUGAUAGCUGAAAUUUGUAAACAUGAGGAAUGCCGUGAUAUGCUUGUGGAAGAAGAGUUGAUACGAAUGAUUCUCAAAUGUUUCAAUUCAAAGGCCCCUGAAAUUGUUCUUCACACAUUUCGAUGUCUUGGAAAUUUGGCUUGUGAUAAUAACCAUGCCAGGGAAGUGAUAUUGAAUGUUGGAGGAGUAGACAUAAUCUUAAAUAAAAUAAAGGAGCUACAGAAUGAGGGACCAGAGACAAAUGUGAGGCAAAAUGUUACUGCAUGUGGUGCUGUACUCAACAUAUCUUUUGAAAAUGAUAUGUUGCAGAAAGAACUAAUAAGAAAUGGUUUUGUUCCAUUACUGCUUGGAUAUGUUGAACACAAUGAGACAAAUGAAAAUCUUGCAUUAAUGGCAACAAAUGCGAUUGCAAGUUUGCUUGAUCAAGAAGAAGGAGUUAGUAGUUUUAAUGAAAACAAAGGAUGUGAAAUAUUUAUAAAAGCUUUACGACAUUCAAAAGAUGAAUUAACUACAUCACUUGCUGAAUGCCUAAAGAUGAUUGCAGAAGAAGAUACGAAACAUGUCUUGCUAUCAGGAAACUGUUUCGAGGUCUUGCAAGAAAUUGUUUUAACUAACAUGACUAGUGAGAAUACAGGCAAUCUUUUGGAAAAGUUGAAAGUUAGCGUGAACUUAAUCAUACUUCUCCUUGGUGAUGAUGACUGUUUAGCUCAAGUAUUUGCUGGUGAAAAAAAUACAUUUGUUGAAAAAAUUCUUCGUUGGACUAAAUCCAGUUAUUCAUAUGUUCGUAACUCUUGCCCUGUUGCUAUUGGAAACAUUGCUCGCACAGAUGAGAACUGCAUUCAACUGGUGAAAAUGGGAGUGCAUGAAAAACUGAUAAACUUGCUUAGUAGCCACCGUGAAGAUGAUGCUGAUAAAACUGAAUUACAAACGUCUGUAUUAAGUGCAUUGAAGAAUUUUGCUAUACCAGCAAGUAAUAAACAAGUUUUGAUCAAUGCCGGUAUAUUGAAUUUUACUAUGGAAAUCCUGUGUUCAUCAGACAAUUCAUCUUCAGUAAUGUAUAGAGCCAUUGCUGUUAUACGCCUACUAGUACAGGGAGUGGAUGCAGCAGUUGAUAUUGUAUGUUCAAGUCAAGACUGUUUGAAGAAUGUGGUGUCAAUAGCAAAAACUUCGGGCAUUGAAGGACUGAAAUCUGAAGCAUCACGAUUGCUAGCAACAUUGCUAAAAAAUACUCGAAAAUUAGAAUCAGUUCAAGCAAUUCUAGUUAAUGAUGGUAUGUCACCCAUCAUUGCCAUGGUAACAUCACAACAUGCUUUAAUGCAGAAUGAAGCUUUGAUGGGUGUUGCCUUGGCUCUCAGUAUCAUAAAUGAAGAACAUUUGCAGUAUGUGGAUGAAAGCAAUAUGCUAGAAAGUAUUUCUCAUGUACUAAACAAUGAAACGAACAACCAGCAAACAUUGUAUAAUUCAAUGGCAGUCAUUGAAGCAUUGUUUAUAAAAGGUCUGGUUGAGAAAAGCAAGCUAGAAGAUAGCGGAAUCCUCCACAAACUAGAAACAUUUUCAAAAAAUUCUCACAAUGCAACUAAACAACGCGCUGCAAGUAUUUUAGAAAAAAUCAAAACUUGACUAUUGAUGUUCAUUGGUUAGAAAACACCAUACAUGCGAUGUUAUUGUUCAAUUAAAAAAGAACUUUUUGAAUUGCAUCACAACAAUACUUGUAAAUCUGACCAUUUAAAAACUCAGUCUUUCCUUGA
This is a messenger RNA of Xenia sp. Carnegie-2017, 2085 nucleotides long. RefSeq names its product rap1 GTPase-GDP dissociation stimulator 1-like. The record is from RefSeq and is a predicted model, not a curated record. The coding region runs from base 122 to 1957 and encodes 611 amino acids. NCBI's taxonomy places the organism in Eukaryota, Metazoa, Cnidaria, Anthozoa, Malacalcyonacea, Xeniidae. The transcript is spliced from 15 exons. Gene Ontology annotation, cellular component: cytosol. Gene Ontology annotation, molecular function: guanyl-nucleotide exchange factor activity; protein binding. Gene Ontology annotation, biological process: positive regulation of GTPase activity.